CAGCCUCCUCCUCGUACACUGGACCACACGCUCUCAGGACAACAAAGCCAUCGGUACCAACAGAACACGACUCACAUCUGCGACCUGAAUUUCGUCUGAGGAAACUUGCGUAUUUACUGCCCCGUGUAUUUCAGUGUCAGCUCUCGCCGGCAGAAAUGGACGAGCACUUCGACGCACGAGAUAAAGUAGAGAGGAAGGACCGGUGCGGCUCGCGAGCUAACGGCGUCCCGAGCCCCGCCCACAGCGCGCACUGCAGCCUGUAUCGCACGCGCACUCUCAAGGCGCUCAGCUCGGAGAAGCGAGCCAAAAAGGUUCGCUUCUACCGUAACGGAGACCGUUACUUCCCCGGCCUGGUGUGCGCCGUUUCCUCCGAGCGCUUCCGCACACUGGACGCCCUUCUAGCCGAGCUGACGCGCGCACUCACCGACAACGUGCACCUGCCCCAGGGCGUGCGCGUCAUCUACGUCAUCGACGGCUCGAGGAAGAUCAGCAGCGUCGAUCAGCUGCUGGAAGGAGAGAGUUAUGUAUGUGGCUCCACUGAAGCUUUCAAGAAGCUUGAUUACAUGAAGAACAUCAACCCCAACUGGUCUAUGAACGUGAAAGCUUCAGCAUCCACUAGAUGCCUGCCCACCCUCUCCAGCUCUAAACCGGGGCCCCAUGAAUUUAAAGAGAUCAAGGACUUCAUCAGGCCUAAGCUGGUCACUAUUGUACGCAGUGGUGUAAAGCCACGCAAAGCUGUUCGGAUUCUGCUUAACAAGAAGACAGCCCAUUCUUUUGAGCAUGUCCUUUCUGAUAUCACGGAAGCCAUCAAGCUUGAUUCUGGCAUUGUCAAGAGGAUUUACACUGUCGAAGGAAAGCAGGUUACAUGCCUUCAGGACUUCUUUGGUGAUGACGACAUCUUCAUUGCAUGUGGACCGGAGAAGUUUCGCUACCGUGAUGACUUCCUGCUGGAUGAAAGCGAAUGCAGGCUGAUGAAAUCAUCCUCCUAUGGAAAGAGUCUUCUAAGUCGAGCAUCUCCCAGGACUAUGACACCCUCCAGAAGCAGCAAGUCACCAUCAGUGAACGGGACUCCAGCCAGCCAGCUGUCUACACUAAACUGUACAAAGUCACCCAGUCCGACUCCAGCCAGCCCAGGGAGCCUCAAGAAGGGCUCUGAAGAGAACAGCUCCUCUACCUCUCUGGCCUCCACCAAGGUCUGCAGUCUGGAUGAGGGUGAUGGUGCUGUCAGUGAUGCUGAGCCUGUGGAGGAGAGCACAGCACCUGCAGUCCCGGCCUCUCUCUCUGAUCGCUACACGGUAGGACGUAUGAUCGGCGACGGCAACUUUGCAGUAGUGCACGAGUGUGUGGAGCGCUCUACUGGCCGGGCCUACGCUUUGAAGAUUAUCAAUAAAGGCAAAUGCAGAGGAAAAGAGCAGAUGAUCCAGAACGAGGUGGCUAUUCUUCGGCGAGUUAAACAUCCCAACAUUGUGCUGCUGAUUGAGGAGAUGGACACAUACAGCGAGCUCUACCUUGUCAUGGAGCUUGUCAAGGGGGGCGACCUCUUUGACGCUAUUACCUCUGCGACCAGAUACACAGAGAGGGAUGCCAGUGGCAUGCUGUACAACCUGGCCAACGCCAUUAAAUAUCUACACAGCCUUAACAUCGUCCACAGAGACAUUAAACCAGAGAACCUUUUGGUGUAUGAGCACCAGGACGGCAGUAAGUCUCUAAAGCUGGGAGACUUUGGCUUGGCCACAGUGGUGGACGGGCCGCUUUACACCGUCUGUGGGACUCCCACCUAUGUAGCACCUGAGAUUAUUGCAGAGACCGGCUAUGGCCUUAAGGUAGAUAUUUGGGCAGCUGGAGUUAUCACAUACAUCCUACUGUGCGGCUUCCCACCGUUCCGAGGGAGUGCAGAUGACCAGGAGGCACUGUUUGACCAGAUUCUGUUGGGUCAGUUAGAAUUCCCUCUCCCAUACUGGGACAAUGUGUCAGACUCAGCCAAGGAGCUGAUUAUAUCCAUGCUGCAGGUGGAGGUGGAUCAGAGAUACACAGCUCUGCAGGUGCUGGAGCAUCCCUGGGUCACUGAUGACGGUUUAUCAGAGAACGAACAUCAGCUCUCAGUGGCAGGAAAGAUCAAGAAGCACUUUAACACAAGCCCAAAGCCCAGUGACACCAUGUCAGAUAUGAACGUCAUCACGCUCAACCACGACUUUGGCAUCCAGAGAUCAGGGUCACUGGACUACUAUCAGCAUCCAGGAAUGUACUGGAUAAGGCCACCGCUCUUGAUAAGGAGAGGCAGAUUCUCAGACGAGGAUGCCACCAGAAUGUAAGCACAGAGCUUUGCACCACCCAGCCGUUCUGUAGCCUCCCCUUUCGACUCUCGUCCUCUGUUCUGUCUUGCUCUCCAAAUGGCCCCCUUCAGUCCCACCACCACGCCCACCUCGUCCACAUCCACGCCUGAGUCUGAAGACUUUUCUGGCCACUCCAGUGAGACUGACUGCUCCCCAGCAACCCCUUCCUUCUAGGGUCUGGUUGAGGGUGGUGAGUGCAGAAGGAGAAGAAGGGUUUAUGAGGAUUCAGAAUGCGGCAUUGUGGAAUUCAUUCAUCUAAGCCAUUUUAGAAAGUGGACUUUGUUUCCCAGCUAGGAAUUGGGAAUAGUUUGUCAGGACUGGCAAUGGUUACUUUGAACUGAUUCACUUCAUUAAUUUUAUGUUUUGUUUUUUCUUCAGUAAAAAGAAACUACCCUAAAGUUUCUGUACUCUGACUUUAUUUUAUCUUUGGUCCAGUCUUGCUGAAUGUUCCAGGAGAUUCUGUGGAUAUGGAGCAGCUAAUUAACAGUUAAUUAACAGUUAACUGGUUAUUUGUGUGUUAAUGAGUGGUUAUGUGAAGCUGCAGAGCUACAGGUACAGAUGUCCACUGACUUUGUCCACCUGAUUGCUGCUCUCUGGAAACAAAGCACCGAAGCAACGAAGUCUUAUGUGUGGAAAAACUCUUUCUUCACCGUCACAACAUCACCCCAUCAUUAUUUCAGCACUUUGCUCUCCUUCUCUCUGAAACUUGCAGCUGAAGGCGCUGUCAGAAGCAGUUUCGCAUGUCAGAUGGGGAAGGUUUUUAUUUUUUUUUUUUGUAAUCGGUGUAAAUAAUAUGAUUUCAUUUAUUUUGAUAUUGACACUAUAUUUCUUUAACCUAUCUAGCAAGUAUAGCAAUUGCAUAUGUCCUCGUUUCCCUGUACAUAACUUUAUCAAGCACAAAAGCUGUGAGCUUUGUGGGAAAGACAUCUGUUACUUUCCUUGGAAGAGCCUGCGUCCAUGAUAUUCAGCGUGACGCUGUUCUCAGAGGAAAAUCCAUAACAGAAAUGAAUGUAGAGAUAGUGGGGUGUUUAAGAAAACUGAAAUUCAGGGUUAAUAGAAAGAGGUUAUGGGUUUGAAUAGCAGAUUUGAUAUAUUACUGAUGUUGGGAAUUUUGGGAAUAUCUCAGUCGGAUCAGUGAAUGGAGAUCAGUUCUUAUCACAGCAUCAUUCCAAUAUCCAUAUCCCACUUUUUUUGUUGUCUUUUUUUAUGGAUUAAACUGAGCAUUUGGUUAGGAGGCAAUGAGAAAGGAUAAAGAAACUGAGAAAGAGAGAAGCAGCAAUCUGUCUUUCAACAGAAAACAACAGAAAUGUAUAUCACCUGCAUUUGCACCAGCAACAAUGCCAUGGUUUAAAGGACCCUAACUGCUUCUAUUCAUUACUCAUAAUGAGAAACUAUAUUAUUAAUCCAAACAAAUCCGUAGUUUUGUGUACUUCUGCACUUCCACUGCGAAACUGAUUCUACUUGUAUUGACAUAAUUUGCACCCGUGUCUGACAUGAUGAAAUCAGCUAUAC
Tachysurus vachellii is the source of this 3845-nucleotide messenger RNA. It is a transcript of the gene dclk1a, whose product is annotated as doublecortin-like kinase 1a. Lineage: Eukaryota; Metazoa; Chordata; Actinopteri; Siluriformes; Bagridae. The coding region runs from base 156 to 2312 and encodes 718 amino acids. The transcript has 17 exons. Gene Ontology annotation, molecular function: ATP binding; protein kinase activity. Gene Ontology annotation, biological process: photoreceptor cell development; retina development in camera-type eye; intracellular signal transduction. The record is from RefSeq and is a predicted model, not a curated record. Gene Ontology annotation, cellular component: axoneme.